GCGGGGUCUGCCUUUAAAGCCACGUGCAGGCUAGAAGCGGGCGCGGAGAGGCCGCGAAUGCAGCAGCCAGCGGCUGGGACGGGGGGAGCUGUCUCUUCCCAGCUAUUGGGGCUGGAAGAAAAACUUGUAGGCUCAGUGGGAGGGAGAGCAAUUUCUCGGCCGCUCAGUGGCUGUCUGUGAGAUCACCCCGAGGCGCAGGACCCCGGCCUGGGACCCUGCUCAGCGCUGGGGAUGGGGCGGGUGUUGGCUGUGGACUCUCAGCUGCUGCUGCUGCUGCUGCUGCGGGGAGGGAGCCUGGCAAGCGCAGCUCAGGAGGAGGCUCCGCGGGCCGGGGCUUUUCGCUGACCCCUCCCCAGCGUGCCGGGAUCGGCAGCGCCAGCGAGCAGCAGGGAGCUGCCCCGGCCGGAGCGCGCAGAGCAGCCGCCCAGGCGGGGCCAGGGGGCAGCGCGCCCGAUCGCGUUGCAAUAACCCGGCCCUAGUCCCUUGGCGAGAGGAGGCAAAGGGGGCUUCGGCCUCUGCCUGCUGCCGCCGGGAGACUCCCAGCAGCCGCCCCCAGCAUCCCGCCCCCGCGGGAUCCGGAGAGAGGAAGCCGAGGCCGGGGGAGCGGAACUCGCGACCCUCCCCCGCGCGGAGUCCCGGGCGCAGAGGAGCCGGCGGGGCGGGAGCGGGGAGCGGGGAGGGCUGCCUGCCUGGAGGCGCCUCCUCGAGCUGCUGCGUGGGGAAGGAGCCAAGGCGCAGCAAGAGCUGAGUGUGCAGGGAGCGCCCGGGAUCGGACUGCAAAGGGCGCUGCCUCCUGCCUUGGCCACGCGGCUGCCGGGCGCCGCGCAAAGUGCAAGAAAGUCGGGGAAAGUUACUGCCCGUCGAGGUCUCUCCGCCGUGCCGCUGCCUGCCGGGCGUGUGACACGCAGCACCGCUGCAGCGGGAGGAGGGCAGGGCUGGGACCUCCCUCCCUCCGGCGCAGGAGGAGACUCAGCCCGUGCUUUUUGCGGGCUGGGUCGCAUCGCACCCCCCAUCCCCUUGAUUUGCAACCCGCCCCCCAGCUACCGUUGGGUUCCCCAGCAGCGGGAGGAGGCUGCUCCCCGCCGGGGUAUGUGCGGGCAGCGGCGGGAUGGCCUCGGCCGUGUUUGAGGGCACCUCUCUGGUGAACAUGUACGUGAGGGGCUGCUGGGUGAACGGCAUCCGGAGACUCAUCAUCAAUCGGCGCGGGGACGAGGAGGAGUUCUUCGAGAUCCGCACCGAGUGGUCGGACCGGAACGUGCUCUACUUGCACCGGAGCUACUCGGACCUGGGCCGCCUCUUCAAGAGGCUGCUGGACUCCUUCCCGGAGGAUCGCCCCGAGCUCUCACAGUCCCCCCUGCUCCAAGGACUAAUCACAAUAAAAGAGGCCCGUGAUAUAGAAGCCAGGCUUAAUGAAGUGGAGAAGCUUCUGAAGAUUAUUAUAAAUAUGCCUUGGAAAUAUUCUAGAUCUGAAGUUGUCCUUACCUUCUUUGAAAGAUCUCCAUUAGAUCAAGUGUUAAAAAAUGACAAUGUCCAUAAAAUUCAACCAAGCUUUCAGAGUCCAGUUAAAAUAUCAGAAAUCAUGCGAUCUAAUGGAUUUUGUUUAGCAAACACUGAAACAAUAGUUAUUGACCACAGUAUACCAAACGGAAAAGACAAGCACCUGGAUGUAGAUUCAGCAGAGCACUUAACAGGAGCGGACACUGGCCUGUUACAACUUGUCUUUCGUGAGAGCUGGAUUGAACCAAGUGUGUGGAAAAAUGAAGGAUCCUUAGAGAAGUGAAAUCCUCCUAGGAGGUUUGAAACCGUUAGUGAGUUUACUUCAGAGCUAGAAGACACUGAUGAUCCAGCAGCCUACGUCACCAACUUGACAUAUUACCACCUGGUCCCAUUUGAGACGGAUAUUUUGGACUAAGGCUUUCCGGGGACGCAGUCAGCUAGCAUCCAACUGAUUUCUUUGCUCAUAGACUCUGCUUUCCCAUUGCUCUUCUAUGAAUAAAGCUGUGUGAUUAAAACCAGCAGAGCAGUUGCUGCAGAUAUGCCACGAAACUGAUUUUGCAGCUUAGCCCUUCAUUGUGACUCAAGGAGAUACCUUGCAAGGAAGUAACUGCUUCAAGAAACUCCUUUUUCCCUGAAAGGAAUGUAGCAAGAUCUUAGGGCUACUUGGAUCCAAGGAAAUAAUUUUUGCAAAGGCCAUGGCAACCACUACACUGACAAAACCAUAAGCGAUCGUGCUAUUGUUUGGCACCAGUGGUCACUGGUAUACAGUGCAACUUGUACAAAAGACUACCCUUAUUAGCAGUCACAACAAAAUAUCCCCAGAUGUACUGAGUACACUUCCACUCCACCUUUAGUAGAAGACCACCUCUGUUAAGCAAUCAACGUUUGUCAGUCCCUUUAUGUGGUCACUUGAGACAGGUCCCAUAGUUUGCUGUGUGUUCAGCUGUGAGAUAAGAGGUGCCUUACAUAUAAUGUUACAAAUACCAUAGAGUGCCUACAGGAAACCAAUGCGCAAUCUGAUUACUUUAACUCUGUUAAUCCUUGGGUGUUGUUUAAUCAUCCGAGAGCUGACUUCUUUCCUUUCCUUUCCUGAAAUAGGAGAGCAAACUGGCAUUGCAAUGGAAAGCUUAUAAUGCUGCAGUACCUUGAAUUACUUCAGCGUUCUGGAAAGCUGAUAGGAAGGCUAAACUGCCUUGCUAAGAAUGGUCAGUGCAUGCCAGGCACUUGGAUCUGGUUUUUCUCUUGGACCAGGAAAUCUGAGCAGUGCUUGCAGUUGUUUACACAAGAUGGAUAAUUACCUUUGCGUAUUACUUUCCAGAGAACGGGGAGAUUUAAGCUCUGUAGAGACUGAUAAUUAAAGAUAAACUACAGCUUAUUUUACGAGGACAGGAAAAAAGAAACCACCCCAGCUCAGAUAGUCCGCUUAACCCACCCCCAUAGACCUAAUGGGCCUGAUUCUGAUCUUGCCUACACUGGUUUCAUACCAAUGAAAUUCUAUUCACCUCAAUGGAGUUAUGCCAGUGUAAGAAAGGGCAGAAUCAGACCCUAAAGGCUCUUUACUACUGAGUAGUGCAAUGUUAACCUCUCUUAGAGCUCAAUCUUGUAAGUUGCUGAGCACCCUGAACUCCCAAUAUGAGCUCAACACCCUGCAUGGUCGGGCCGUGACCUUUCAUCAAGCAUUUAAUGUAGUAAUGGCCAGAAUUAAUUUAAAGAGAUAUGAACUGAGAAGAGUGCAUUUUGAGCUGGUUAUCUGUACAAUAGCUUUGCCUUGGUCCUGAAGAACUUGGCACAGCUCCUCUCCUGUAUACUCUUCAGUGCUCUGUGUAUAACAACAGUAAACAGAAUUUGCUAAUGUACAUAAUAAAUUAUUGAGAAUCCUAAUUCCUUUACACAGUAUGUUUUUAAAAUAUAUAUUUAAUUAAAUAAAAUA
Messenger RNA from Mauremys reevesii (Reeves's turtle), 3427 nucleotides. RefSeq names its product PX domain containing 1 (gene PXDC1). NCBI's taxonomy places the organism in Eukaryota, Metazoa, Chordata, Testudines, Geoemydidae. The record is from RefSeq and is a predicted model, not a curated record. The transcript has 6 exons. The coding region runs from base 1109 to 1780 and encodes 223 amino acids. Gene Ontology annotation, molecular function: phosphatidylinositol binding.